AUGGCGGAGCGGAAGAUUUCCUAUGCUGCCGACGUCGAGAAUGGUGACCAUUCUCGUCCCACCGACUUGAACGAAGGCGCUGGCCUUGACGAAUAUGGCGCCCUCAACCGCUACAUUUCGACCGCUCGCGACAACCGUCGUGGCUCGACUUCUAGUGCUGGUGCUCUGAGCACGAAGCAGCAGAAGAAGCCCUGGUGGAAGUUCGGCAAGGGUGGUGGUGACGAUGGCGAGGAGGGCUUUGUGUGCCCCGAGGACUGGCUCGAGACCGACCUCAACGGUAUUCCCGGCAGCCAGGUUGAGCCUCGCCGCAAGCGUGCUGGCUGGAACGAAUUGACUACCGAGAAGACCAACUUCUUCGUUCAGUUCAUUGGUUACUUCCGUGGUCCUAUUCUCUAUGUUAUGGAAUUGGCUGUUCUCCUCGCUGCUGGUCUUCGUGACUGGAUCGAUCUCGGUGUUAUUAUCGGUAUUCUUAUGCUCAACGCUGUCGUCGGUUGGUACCAGGAAAAGCAGGCCGCCGAUGUUGUUGCUUCUCUCAAGGGUGACAUUGCCAUGAAGGCUAUUGUCAAGCGUGAUGGUCAGGAGCAGGAGAUCCUUGCCCGUGAACUUGUUACUGGUGAUAUCGUCAUCAUCGAGGAAGGUACUAUUGUCCCUGCUGAUGUUCGCCUUAUCUGUGACUACGACAAGCCCGAGAGCUACGAGACCUACAAGGAAUACCUCGCCUCUGCCAACGAUGACACCCUCAAGGAGAAGGACGAUGAUGAUGAGGAUGGAGGAAUCGAGGCCCGCCUCGGUGUUUCCCUCGUUGCCGUCGACCAGUCCGCCAUCACUGGUGAAUCUCUCGCUGUCGACAAGUACAUGGCCGACACCUGUUACUACACCACUGGCUGCAAGCGUGGAAAGGCCUACGGUAUCGUCACUGCUACCGCCAAGCACUCCUUCGUCGGUAAGACCGCUGCUCUCGUGCAGGGUGCCCAGGACCAGGGUCACUUCAAGGCUGUCAUGGACAACAUCGGUACCUCUCUGCUCGUUCUCGUCAUGUUCUGGAUUCUCGCUGCCUGGAUUGGUGGUUUCUACCGUCACCUCAAGAUCGCUACUCCCGAGCACUCUGACAACACUCUCCUUCACUGGACUUUGAUUCUUCUCAUCAUCGGUGUCCCCGUCGGUCUUCCCGUCGUUACCACAACCACUCUCGCUGUCGGUGCUGCCUACCUCGCUGAGCAGAAGGCUAUUGUCCAGAAACUCACCGCCAUUGAGUCUCUUGCUGGUGUCGACAUCCUCUGCUCUGACAAGACCGGUACCCUCACUGCCAACCAGCUUUCCAUUCGUGAACCCUACGUCAACGAAGGUGUGGAUGUGAACUGGAUGAUGGCUGUCGCUGCCAUUGCUUCCAACCACAACGUCAAGAACCUCGACCCCAUCGACAAGGUUACGAUCCUUACUCUCCGCCGCUACCCCAAGGCGCGUGAAAUUCUUGCUCGGAACUGGGUUACCGAGAAGUACACUCCUUUCGAUCCUGUCUCUAAGCGUAUUACUACCAUCUGUACCUGCGACGGUGUCCGCUACACCUGUGCCAAGGGUGCCCCCAAGGCUAUCCUCGCCAUGUCUGAGUGCUCCCAGGAUGAGGCUCAGAAGUUCCGUGAGAAGGCUUCCGAGUUUGCUCGCCGUGGUUUCCGUUCUCUUGGUGUCGCCGUCCAGAAGGAGGGUGAGCCCUGGCAAUUGCUCGGCAUGUACCCCAUGUUCGACCCCCCUCGUGAGGACACUGCCCACACCAUUGCCGAAGCCCAGCACCUCGGUCUUUCCGUCAAGAUGUUGACUGGUGAUGCUCUCGCCAUUGCCAAGGAAACUUGCAAGAUGCUUGCUCUCAGCACCAAGGUUUACGACUCUGAGCGCCUGAUCCACGGUGGUCUCGCCGGCUCUGCCCAGCACGACCUUGUUGAGAAGGCCGAUGGUUUCGCCGAAGUUUUCCCCGAGCACAAGUACCAGGUUGUCGAGAUGCUCCAGCAGCGUGGUCACUUGACUGCCAUGACUGGUGACGGUGUCAACGAUGCUCCUUCCCUCAAGAAGGCUGACUGUGGUAUUGCUGUCGAAGGUUCCACCGAAGCCGCCCAGGCCGCUGCCGAUAUCGUUUUCCUCGCUCCCGGUCUCAGCACCAUCGUUGAUGCUAUCAAGCUUGCCCGUCAGAUCUUCCAGCGUAUGAAGGCCUACAUCCAGUACCGUAUUGCUCUGUGUAUCCACCUUGAGCUUUACCUCGUCACCUCCAUGAUCAUCAUCAACGAGACCAUCAAGGCCGAUCUGAUUGUCUUCAUCGCUCUGUUCGCUGAUUUGGCUACCAUCGCCGUUGCUUACGACAACGCUCACUUCGAGCAGCGUCCUGUCGAAUGGCAGUUGCCCAAGAUCUGGGUCAUCUCCGUCGUUCUUGGUGUUCUCCUUGCUGCCGGUACCUGGAUCAUGCGUGCUUCCCUCUUCCUUGAGAACGGUGGUAUCAUCCAGAACUUCGGUUCUCCCCAGCCUAUGCUCUUCUUGGAAGUCUCUCUCACUGAGAACUGGCUCAUCUUCGUCACCCGUGGUGGUAAGACCUGGCCCUCGUGGCAGCUGGUUGGUGCCAUCUUCGUUGUCGAUGUCCUCGCCACCCUCUUCUGUGUCUUCGGCUGGCUCGCCGGUGACUACGUUGAGACUAGCCCCCCUAGCCAGGCUACUUUCUCUACCAACAACGACACUGACAUUGUUACCGUCGUUGUCAUCUGGGCUUACUCCAUUGGUGUCACGAUCAUUAUUGCCGUGGUCUACUACCUCCUCACCAUCAUCCCCGGCCUUGACAACCUCGGUCGCAAGAACCGCUCCGUUGUUGACACGAAGGUCGAGAACCUGCUUAACCACCUCUCUAAGCUGGCUAUCGAACACGAAGUUGAUGCUCACGGCAAGUCACGAUACACCCUUGGCGCCCGCACUGAGGCCGAAGAGGACGAUGAGUAA
Messenger RNA from Aspergillus mulundensis, 2973 nucleotides. RefSeq names its product plasma-membrane proton-efflux P-type ATPase. The coding region runs from base 1 to 2973 and encodes 990 amino acids. Gene Ontology annotation, molecular function: P-type proton-exporting transporter activity; ATP binding; ATP hydrolysis activity. Gene Ontology annotation, cellular component: plasma membrane. The record is from RefSeq and is a predicted model, not a curated record. NCBI's taxonomy places the organism in Eukaryota, Fungi, Ascomycota, Eurotiomycetes, Eurotiales, Aspergillaceae. Gene Ontology annotation, biological process: proton export across plasma membrane; regulation of intracellular pH. The transcript is spliced from 3 exons.